This is a messenger RNA of Penicillium manginii, 2094 nucleotides long. Its product is annotated as fungal specific transcription factor domain-containing protein. Gene Ontology annotation, cellular component: nucleus. Gene Ontology annotation, biological process: DNA-templated transcription. The annotation marks the transcript as partial. The record is from RefSeq and is a predicted model, not a curated record. Gene Ontology annotation, molecular function: DNA binding; zinc ion binding. NCBI's taxonomy places the organism in Eukaryota, Fungi, Ascomycota, Eurotiomycetes, Eurotiales, Aspergillaceae. The transcript is spliced from 5 exons.
AUGAAGAGUGAUUCGGCUGAUCGCCUGGAAGAUUUCGUUAUUGAUCGACUAGGAGACGAUUCACCAGAAGAGUCUAACCGACAAACACAGCUGAGUGCAAAGGAGCCUACGGCAAGUUUUGUUCCGUCUGCACAGAGAUUCAGUGACAAGUUGGGUAGCGGGGCCGCUGAUCGCCCAGCUAAACGACAACGGGUGGACAACCGCAUCGGUCCUUCUCAGUCCUCGCUGCCCAAUAUCGAUCGCCGUUUAGUGUUCUCUUUUCUCAAUCCUAACACAAUUGAAGAUGUUUUGCAGACAUACUUCGAGCAUAUACACCCUUGGAUCCCUCUCGUACACGAGACCAGCUUGCGUCGGCGUCUUCUCGACACAAAACACAGAUCAAAGCUUGACGUGUUGGUGCGAGCCAUGAUUUUAGUGUCCGCGAGAUAUAUACAACGGCACGAGGCCGUAUCCGAGAUCUCCCUGGCUGAUCUGACAACAGAGCAAGCCAGGAGUCUGAUCAUUUCGACUUCGAUGGAUUGCUUAAGCGUUGAAAACCUCCAGGCACUCGUAAUAUGUGUGUUUAAUGAUGUGAGGCUUUUCCAUUCCAAUUGGAAACGGGUGGGGGUUGAAGAUGACGAGUGUCGAGGCCAUACGUCGAUUUCAAAGCCGUUUAUAUCCAUCUCCCCUCCGGAAAGCUGGGUCGAGGCGGAGGAGCGACGCCGUGUGUUCUGGAACGUGUUCAACAUUGACCGGUUUUGCUCCGUGACAAUGGGCUGGAACACAAGCCUCACCUCGGAUGAUGUGCACCGUCGCCUCCCUUGCGAUGGAGUCUAUUGGAGAAGAGAUAAACCCAAUGUUACAGCCUUUUUGGGCAUCUGGGACAAGUCAGCAGGGCGGAUGGGAAACCCCAUCGCCUUUCCUCCGGCCCAUUACGUGUCUUCGCAAGGUACAGGGACCAAUGACGCGUCUGAAUCGAGUCCGAACAACGCCAGCGGCUCUAUUUUAUUACCGGAAGAUCUCACGAUGCAGGCAAUUGGGGCAUUCGCCUACCGCAUCGAAGCAACCGAGUCGCUGAGCCGCGUUACGACUUACUUCCUACAGCAAAAGGUCGAUAUGCAACGUCCAGAGAACGUCACUGGCUGGCUCACACGGUUCAAGGAACUCGACCUGCGCCUUGUGCAUUGGAAGAUGCUGCUUCCAAAGAAGUGGAACGUCGCCAACCCUACCUACACUACUGUCGGGCCCCACGACGCGGCCUAUCAGAAUGCCACACCUAGUAGCAGUGGAGAAGCGACAGGACUUGAGGCCAAUGCCAAACGCCAAACAGUAGUGAUGGAUCCAAAUCUCACACUGGCACACAUUACCCAUAAUGCUUCCAUGAUUCUCUUACAUCAACCUAUCGCGUUUCCACCCCACGACUGGACUUUUCGCAGCCGCCUGCCCAGCAGUUGCUCUGCAGAGACCUGUCAGCAGGCGGCUUUUGAAAUUGCGACAAUCACUGAACAAUACCUUAAAGUGUCUCCGGCAACAUCCCCCUGCAAAGUCUCAGAUAAGAUGUCGCGUCGAUGGAACGGGAACGUGCUGGCGCCAGAGACCACGACUUUGUCCGAGGAUCUGGCUGCAAAAUACGCGUUGAAACUGAGAGAGAUGAACGAUAUAUGCAUGCAGGGCUCGGGCUAUAGGAUAAAUGUCUUGGAUUAUACGCAAGAUAUCGACCAUUGCAGCAGUAAGACCGACCCUAUUGUAGAAGAUCCAGUUCCUAUGUCAACUCAGAAUGGCUUGACUCAACUACCAUAUCAAGCCCUGCAAGCACAGCCAGCGCACAACUUUCAAGGUAGUGGAAGGCCCGUGGAGAACCAGCCAAAUGGGGACCUCAUCAAUGCCGCACCAGCCAUGACGUUACCUUGGCCUUCAUCCCCACUACAGCUCCCCAGAAAACCUAACGAACACCGCCCGACAAUGUACGGGAAAGAAACGUACUCUCCAGGGAAAGACCAAGCGCCCUGCGACCUGAGUGCUAUCUCACAGGUGUUGCAGAGCCAUCAAUUUAUGGAUUUGGACCGUAUCAUCAAUUUCGACAACGGAAUAUUCAGUGCGAAUCUAGAUCAUUCU